Moneuplotes crassus is the source of this 1512-nucleotide messenger RNA. Lineage: Eukaryota; Ciliophora; Spirotrichea; Euplotida; Euplotidae. The record is from the annotation of a GenBank genome assembly.
CUAAUAUGAUCAGAGAGUCCAACCCUGAAUUUGAGAUAUUAGGAAUGAGUGCUGUAAAAUUCACCACUAAUGAUCCCCACCAGGUUAGUAUGAAGAACCUUCAGACACUGGAGAAUGCCCAGGAAUAUCCACAGCCUGAUAAAUCAUUUAAUCAGUCUUAUGUUGGCGGUCAGUCGAGAAAGUCCAUCGUGAAUAGUAGCUAUAACCAUGGACAUGAUGAAGGUGUUUCCAGUGAUGUGGAUAACAACUAUGUCAAAUCUUUUAAUAUGAUUGAUAUUAACCAAUCUGCUGACUUUAAUGAAAAUGAUGCUUUCACAUCAGGAAGCCAAGCUUGGAAACAAAGCUCUAUGUUUGGACAGAAAUAUCCCUUUAGCACCAGGAACAAAAUUCAUAAUAUUUCAAGGAUUUCUAAGAAGAAUCUGUUUAAUCCUUGUACAACUAUUAGUCUGGAUCAGAGCUUUAAACAAAGGGAUGAUAUGAUUCAAAAAAUUAAGGAAGAGAAUAAGAAAAAUACUCCAAACCUGAUCGAUCCAGCUCCUGUGAGAAGAAAUGCAGGGAAAAUUCCAAAGCUUCAGACUCAGAAGCCUCAUCAUAACUCUCGAGCUGUACUAUCGAGGUAUCUGCACAGUAUGAGCUCAGCUGAGUAUUUCCCAAAGGAGAAGAGCUUAAGGAUGGAUUGUGAUUUAUCACCUCAAAAUAAACUUCCUCAGAUAAAAGCAGUCUUGAACCAGGGUCCCAAGAAGGUCCCUAAUAGAGCACAGAGUAAUAAGACCAACAAAUCAAUCUGGAGCUGCUAUAGAGAGUCUCCUGGAUCUCCAGGAGGAGCCUUCUCUACGGAAGCUUAUGACAAAGAAGCUGUUGGAAGUAAUAACCUAUACUUUCUCAAAAAGAAAGCGAUCAAUGAUAGAUCAGGUGCUAAUAUUUAUCUAAAAGAAGGUGAAGGCAUCCCUACGAAGAUCAAAAAGGCUACAAUGCCCUUGAUCAAGAGUCUUGAGGCAGCUAAGGAAGAUUCCAAAGUAAAGAAGCCCGACGAGGCAUCUGUACCUAGGAAGAAGAAACCUGCGCCUAAAAUACUUGGAAUUAAGAGGUAUUCUAAGGCUGAGCUCAAACAGAAGAGAAAAUAAAGCUGCAAAGAAGAGGUGCCAGACUAUUAAUCGACUCCAAGUGCCUAAAUUUGAUGAAGCAGAUAUUGAAAGAAAGCAUAACAAUGGCUACAAGAUUGACUUUGAACACUGGUACAGAGUCAUGGGCCUCACUGACAGCAAGAUCAGUCUGAAGGAAAAGAGAAAAAGAGAGUUCCUCAAGUUCUUAAGUGGUCUAAAUGAGAUUGAAACUCAACUCUACUGGCAAGAGAAGGCCAAGGAAAUAGAAAAAACAUAUAGCUUUCAAAACAUGGAGAAGAUCGCUAAUGAGAAGUGGAGAAAGGUUAAACCAACUUGGAGAAACACAGGUGUUGCUGAUAAAGUCCUCUUCUUUGCUAUGGUUGACCAAGAACAGCAGAAUUCCAAAUAA